Molecule: messenger RNA, 2216 nt
Organism: Xiphophorus maculatus (southern platyfish)
Lineage: Eukaryota; Metazoa; Chordata; Actinopteri; Cyprinodontiformes; Poeciliidae
Gene: ugt5g1
Product: UDP-glucuronosyltransferase 2B20-like
Exons: 2
Coding region: 170-1756 (528 amino acids)
Molecular function (GO): UDP-glycosyltransferase activity
Source: RefSeq, a predicted model, not a curated record
GUUAUUAUGAAAAACAUAUUUCAUUUUGUUCAUUUUCUAACUGCUUUUUAAGUUGAUCUGAGUGGAUUAAAUACAUUUGUCUUCUGCCAUUUUCUUUUACAUUUAUGUUAAUAAGUAUUCAGUACUUCAUCGUAUUUGGAGUGUAACAAAGACCAUUACUCUAAAAAAAAUGUCCAAGGCGGUCUCUGUAUUCCUGGCAGUCCUCUGCUGUCUGGUGCUCAGAUCCUCUUACUGUAAAGGCAGUAAGAUCCUGGUGUUGCCUGUUGACGGCAGCCACUGGAUCAACAUGAAGGUUAUCCUGGAACAGCUUCACUCCAGGGGUCACGAAAUCACCGUUUUGCACUCCGCCAAAAGCUGGUACAUCACCAAUAGCUCUUCCAUUUACACCUCAAUUCAUAUUCCAACAGUACUCGAUGAGAUGGACAGGAACUUUUACAUGAAAAUGAUGCAGGAUGUCAUGGACUGCCGUGGUCAUCCUACUUUUAUACGCUCAUUUUGUCAACACAAAUUGAUUACAAUGCUGUUAAAAGACAUGCAUAAGAUCACGUCUAUAAUGACUAAUAAUAUUUUUGAGGAUGAAACACUAAUGAAGACACUCAAGGAUACCAAGUUUGACCUCAUGUUGACAGACCCUGCGUUUCCUAUGGGGGUUAUUCUUGGUGGUUACCUCAAGCUGCCAAUGGUUUGUAAUGUCCGCUGGAUUAAUAAUGGAGAGAGUCAUCAAUCCAUAGCUCCAUCUCCUGUCUCCUAUGUCCCUAUAUCAGGAAGUGAACUUCAUGAUCAGAUGGAUUUUCUAGAGAGGACAAAGAAUAUGUUGCAUUAUCUCUACAGCCUUUAUGAGUUGUACGUUGUCGUUAACCCAGCAUACGCAGAUCUCUUCCAGAAAUACUUCCCUCCUGGGACUGACUUGGUGUCUUUGGAGCUCUCAGCUGAUAUUUGGCUUUGUAGAGGAGAUUUUAUCUUUGACUUCCCUCGGCCCACCAUGCCCAAUAUGGUUUACAUAGGGGGCUUCCAGUGCAAGGAGGCCCAACCUUUACCUGAUGAGUUGGAGGCAUUCGUGCAGAGCUCUGGAGAACACGGGGUGGUGGUCAUGUCUGUAGGGACAUUUGUGUCAGUUCUGCCCCCUGAGAUCACAGAAGCCAUUGCUGCUGCUUUUGCUGAGCUCCCUCAGAAAGUGAUUUGGCGUUUUGAUGGUGACAAGCCUUCAUCUUUGGGAAGAAACACCAAGCUGGUGAAAUGGCUUCCCCAGAAUGAUCUCCUGGGACAUCCUAAGACUAAAGUCUUCAUAGCCCAUGGAGGAACCAAUGGCAUGUAUGAGGCCGUCUAUCAUGGUGUUCCUGUUCUGGGUUUGCCCCUCCUAUUUGAUCAAUUUGACAACUUACUCCGACUGAAAGUUCGUGGAGCAGCUAGGGUGGUGGAGGUCCGAUCACUGACCAAAGAAAAUUUCCUGGAAGCUCUAAAGGACAUCUUGGAGAAUCCAUCUUACCGUGAAAACAGCCAACGUCUCUCUCAGCUACACCGUGACCGACCAAUGUCUCCAAUGGACACAGCCAUCUUCUGGAUAGAGUACGUCAUCAAGAACAAAGGAGCCGCCCACCUGCAGUCCGCAGGUUUCAGCCUGCCUUGGUAUUCCUACUACUGCCUAGAUGUAGCAGUCUUUGUAUUGGCUGUAACUGGGAGCUCCAUCUGGGGUUUCAUGUUUGUCUGUAGGUUACUCUGCUGUAAGAGGUCCAGCAAGAAGAUCAAACCAGAGUAAUUUAUUUAAAAAUUACUUCCGUUUUAAUAAAUAGACAGCUUUGCUACAGUGUCCUCCCUGUAGCUUAACCAAAAACAACAAGCUGUGCAAUAUACCAACAUUUCUGCCUCAUAUUCAAUGUUAAUACCAUACAAUUGUUAACUAUCUUACAUUAAAAUGUUAUUUCUGGACAUAUUGAAUUUAGAAAAAAAGGGAUUUUGCAACAGACCUGUUUCUCAGUAAAAUACAACAUUAAUACUAACAUUAGAAGAUGGUAGUAUUAAUGUUUAUGAAGGAGGCCUGUCAAGGAAAGAUGAUAGGAAAAAGCCACUGGAAAAACAUCACACUUUCAGGGAUAUUUGACUUUUUAUAUUAAGGGGGGUUACUUUUAUCAAAAGUUAUUUCUCUGUGUAGUUGAUCGCUCCUCUACAACUUGUAUGACAUUUUCUGUACACAACUUAUAAAAGAUGUUGGCUUUAAA